AUGAAGUUGACAUCUGCCAUUGUCAUGGCCAUUUUGAUGGCUGUGCUUUACGCUACAUAUGUUACCGCUUCCACAGAUUCAUUCGAUGCAUUGACAGAUGCCAUGGUCGAAGCAAUCUAUGCCAGAAGAUUACCUAGAUCUGGUGGAGGUGCCAGAGGUGGCUCAAGAGGAGGUGCCAGAGGAGGUGCUCGUGGAGGAUCAAGAGGUGCUAGAGGAGGAGCCAGAGGUGGAUCUCGUGGUGGUGCCAGAGGUGGUGCUAGAGGAGGUUCUCGUGGUGCCAGAGGUGGAUCUAGAGGUGGUGCCAGAGGUGGUGCUAGAGGAGGAGCCAGAGGAGGAUCAAGAGGUGGAAAAGCUGGUAAAGCUGGUAAAGGAGGUAGAGGUGGAUCUAGAGGUGGUAAGGCCGGAAAGGGAGGAAAAGCUGGUAAAGGAGGAAAAGGAAAAGCUGGUAAGGGAGGAAAAGCUGGUAAAGGUGGAAAAGGAAAAGGUGGAAAAGCUGGUAAGGGAGGAAAAGGUAAAGGAAAAGGAGGUAAGGGUAAAGGUGGUAAAGGAAAAGGUGGAAAGGGAAAGAAGGAUAAGAAGGGAAAGAAAGACAAGAAGGGAAAGAAGGAUAAGAAAGAUAAGAAGGGAAAGAAGGACAAGAAGGAUAAGAAUCAACAACAACAAGGUGGAGAACAAGGAGGUCAAGAUGGUGGUCAACCAGGAGGUGAACAACCACAACAACCAGAACAAGGAGGUGAACAACCACAACAACCUGAACAACCACAAGAACAACCACCAGUUGAACAACCACAACCUGAACAACCACAACAACCUGAACAAGCUCCAGUUGAACAACCACAACAACCUGAACAACAAGCUCAACCAGAACAAGCUCAACAACCUGAAGUUGCUCAACCACAAGCUCAAGAACAACAACCACAAGCUCCAGUUGAACAAACUCAACAACCAGCUCAACAAGCUCCUGUUGAACAACAACCAAUUGCUCAACAACCAGCUCAAGAACAAGCUCCAGUUGCUGCCCAACCUGUUCAAGAACAACCACAAGUUGCUCAACCUCAAGUUCAACAACCUGAAGUAGCUCAACAAGUUGCUCAAGAAGGUCCACAACCAAUUGCUCAACCUGAUCAACCACAACCAGAUCAACAAGUUGCUCAACAAAACCCAGACUUCCAACGUGCUCCACAAUAUGGUGACAAGCAAAGAAUUGAAUACUUGAGAGGAAUGAUCAAGAAGAAUAUUUCCCCACAAGUUGCUCAACCAGAACAACAAGUUGCUCAACCUGAAGUAGCUCAACAAGAAGUUCCACAACCAAUUGCUCAACCUGAUCAAGUUGCUCAACCAACUGAACAAACUCAACCAGCUAGAAGAACUAGAAAGUACAACAGAGGUGGUAACAGAAGAGGUACCAGAAGAAAUCAAUUCUCUCAAAUUCCUGAAUUUGGUAGAUAUUUCUUGGGUAAUCAAGCUAAGGCUCAAAAUGGUGAUAACGAUAGAAUCAACUUUUUGAGAGGUUUGAUUGAUUUGCUCAUUGCUCAAACUAAAGCUCAACAAAAUUAAAUCUGAGUAAAAUAAAGAGUAAUGUUUAGAUAAGAUUU
Molecule: messenger RNA, 1595 nt
Organism: Naegleria gruberi
Lineage: Eukaryota; Heterolobosea; Eutetramitea; Acrasida; Naegleriidae
Exons: 1
Coding region: 1-1557 (518 amino acids)
Source: RefSeq, a predicted model, not a curated record